Messenger RNA from Daldinia loculata, 5535 nucleotides. RefSeq lists its product as uncharacterized. The record is from RefSeq and is a predicted model, not a curated record. The transcript is spliced from 8 exons. Bases 1 to 5535 code for a protein of 1844 amino acids. NCBI's taxonomy places the organism in Eukaryota, Fungi, Ascomycota, Sordariomycetes, Xylariales, Hypoxylaceae.
AUGAAGAACUCCGAUGUAUUUACUAGUUCCGGAUACGACAUGGUCGUUUCUGUUACUCAGAAGUCCGUGAAUGAUCAACUUAUUCACUUGGCACACCCUGAUAUUGCUACUAUCAAGACGAGCUUUAUUCUGAGCAUGGAAUAUGACGAGUUUUCGGACUCGUCAAUUCCUAAGUUUUACGACAACUACAAAGACGUUCCUAAGGAUUCUUCUGGGAAACCCCAAGAUCCUCUCAUCAAUGGAAACUACAUGCCUAGCGUUCUUAUUGAUCAUAGCGGUACGGAUAUUGUCCUGGUCCUUCAUUUCGACCGAGGCUCUGCCUGGCUUCGAGACAUGAACAGUGGUAGGCUUAAGGAGUGGGACAUGGCCGGUUGGCAGUAUGGUAUCAGCAUCUCGCUUGAUUUUGCUGGUAUCGGACGCUCUGAUCUCCAAGCUGGCAAGGCUGUUCCAGAAAUUGUCGCCGAUAAACUCACCAAGUUUGUAUCGGAAGGAUUCUCUGUGGCUCAGAUGUUUGUGAAUUUUGAAUCCACCGACCUGGUCAACUUCAACCCCAUCCACACCAAUGUCAACAAAGCUACUGAGGCAGCUAAGCAGGGUUUUGUGUUCGUUAUGACGAGCUAUCUUAAGUACUUCAAAGCUCAUCCCAAGUCGAAUCCAUUCAUUCUGGGGUACACCAUUUCAGACAAUAGAAGUCAAUCGGAUCCGGAUAAAAAUGUCCCGCCCAGCCUCAAGCCCAUCGGCCAAACGUUCAGUUUAUAUUUCGAUCCGACAGAUCAAGAUCGAAGUACAAUCAACUUCGUCCUGAAUACCGAGGGGUCUACGAAGAAAUACCUGGGUAUUGGCACUCACCCUACACCAGGGAAUUUCGAUUCUAACUGGAUCCAACCCCAGGAGCAGUGUGACGGGAAAAUGAUUUAUUCUUCGUUUUCGUUCUAUGAAUCAUUGAUCCUCUAUCCAUUCUAUGAGUCCUUUAGCACCAAGUUUUCGGAGAGAUUUAAGGACACUGACCUCAAAAUCCCUCCCACCCCAAAAUACGAAGACGCAAAAUCCGGCAUUGGUGGAAAUGUAUCCUUCCAGAUCGCCAAGGUUGAGGCGGGGGAUGAUCAAUACACCAACAAGUACUCUGUCAGCGCAUUUAACACCUCGGAAUCUUGUAUAACUAUCAGAUUCUCUGGGGAAAUUUCAUUCGAAAAAACCGCUAGAAAGAACAUUAUAUGCGAGGCGGUAGCGUGGGCAAGCACUAGAAUAGAAUGGUCCGCCGAAAUAACACUCACUCAGACGAAGGAUAAGGAUGGAAAGGUAACCAUCGAAGUAAAGGCGUCAGAUCCGGUGUUCUCACAAUAUGGCCCAUCAUCCGGGAAGAACGGGUGCGCUGAGUUCUGGGAGGAGGUCGCGAUAAUUAUUGGAACGAUCCUAGAUGUCCUCAAGGCUAUCUUCACUUUCGGGUUGAGUACCGAUAAUUUCUUUUCGAAGCUUUUCUUGGAACUGGUAUCCCCUGAUAUGGGUAGGUUACCAGGUCCUGCGGCGUUUGUUGGUGGUCUGGAUUCCAACAUCAACAGUACUUUUAUGCUGCCUGCUGGCCAGGUCUUUUUCUCCAAGAAACCUACGAUCGACAGUGACGGAGACUUCAGUGUACAACUGACCUACAAGACCGAGACUUAUCAUCUUACUAGCGAGCCUUCCUUAUAUUCAACCGCCACAGAGGUCAAAUACCAAUACGAACAAACGCCAUGUUCACGCAUCAUCUCGAUCCCGAAUAUCGAGCAUCUCUGUGAGGCCGCAGCGAUAGUAAAAAAGACUCGACUGUUUGAUAUGACUGGAAACGGGCCCCAGGAUAUUGCGAUGAACCCGUCACCGUUAGCUGCCCCCAUGGUUGACGUAAUAACGCUCAAUGCUGCGACGGCACAACAUAGCAAUGGUUUGAAAGCAACCGUGUCAUCAGAACUAAUGUCCAAUAUACAACAAGCUAUGCCAGUUGCUCCCUCCUCGACAUUUGAUGUUGUUAAAGAUAGCGUCGGAAACCCUUUGAUAUUCACUAUUGGCUCUGAGGGAAGCUUCCAGAUGCUCCGAAGCACGUCGGGAGAAAAUCUGGAUGGCUGGUCCUCCGCGAAUUUGCUGGACUCUUUCCGUAACUACUCUCGCGCUGUUCAAUUCGACGUGACUCAGGACACGAAAGGUCGCAUUUCGCUUGCUUUCAUACUCCAGAGAGAGGAUUCGACGGGGACCGAUGUGUUUUUUGUCAGCACGAUGCCCAACAACGUAGCGGAAACGGAUUUUUCCAAGUUAUCGUCCUUGGCAACUAAAGUUGACGGCCUCGAUAAGAAUUUCAUAGGACGCCACAUACUGGUGGGAUCAUCCGACGAUGAUUGUGACCCUCAGAUUGUUGUUGUCGGAGAUGCGCAUGGUUCACGACAUUACUACCAGGUGAAUAGUGAUACCAACGUUGCGUUCAGGGUUGAAUUCCCCGAAGGGUUAGAUGUGGAUGAGAAUGGUCUAUUUGGACUUCAGAUGGGAUUCAACUUCAGCCAGCGAGCGAACUAUUUUCUCUACAAGCUGGGAGAGUCGGUGUCUUUAAUUGCUAAGACAAUUGGUGAUGACAAACAGGGGUCCUUAUCCUAUGACUACAGCCCAGGAAAUUCACACUUGCCUGAGGCGUAUCGCCACUUGGCAUAUAGUAGCAUUGUCGUAUCAACUUCACGGGCUGAGGUGAGAAAUCCAAGUUCCGAUAUAUACGUUGGGGCAGCUACCGGGCUUUACCGCAUUCCAAACGGAAGAGCCGACCUCAUGGAACAAGUUACAGGCUCUAUCAAGGACGUACGCCAGGUCAAGAUAGCCAAGGAAGACUCAGGUGAGAUGUCUCUCUGGGUAGAGGCUUCGCCAAGUUCUCUAUAUCUAGUCCGUGGAGAGCGUCAGGAAGGACAUGUCGUGAAGUGGAAUGAACCUAUCCUUUUCGCCAAAAACGUACUUCACGUGGCGCCUCUUCGCGUCGUCAAGUCAGAUAAUGGCCCGAGCAGUAACGAGAUAUUUACCUUGGACACGGAGCUUACCGUCACACAUUACUGGCAAGAUCCGUCCUCAACCCUCUGGAAUCACAAGACUGCCAGAGUCGGCCAGAGCGACUACGUUGUCAAUUUUAAUUCGUUCACGACCCUGUUUCACCUCGGUGACCUGUCCGGAGCUCCUGUACGCGCCAAGGUUAAGAUCACGUCAAGCGAAUGGCAGUAUGCCACGGUUAACGGCCUUGUUUAUUCUCUAGACAAUCAUGUGCCCGCGGAGGUUGAGACUGACGAGUUCGGUGAUAUCACCAUCAUAAGCACUGCUUCCGACGUCGCUCCAGCCGUGAUUCAUAUUGCUAGCGACGCUUUCAACGAGACUCUGAGCAUUUUCCCCAAUGGAAAAAUACACCACCAUCUUCUUGGCAUAACUGACGGGGCAUCACUGAGAGCAGCACGGACUCAGGAUGGCAAGUCAGUACUCCCGAGUGAAAUAUCUGAAGAUGUAUCCGACGGGAUUGCGCGGUCGCUUUCGAUGAUCCGCGGAUCUGUCGGUGACAGCUUUCCUCCGCACAAAUACGGAAACAUCUUCACGGCCGUGGAGACGCCCAACGAUGUGACGGGAGUGGCGAUCAAACAUGACCUACGCGCAACCGUCUCGCUUUCCACGAUCCCUGACGGGUUUUCCCUGGGACUCGGAACGAAGGAUGGAUCUUGGGCAGUAUUCAGCGACGAGGAGAUCGAGGAAGUGAAGCGAGACACGCCGUUCCGGAUCGAAUCGUGGGGCGAGGUAAUUGGCGACAUCUGGCACUGGAUAGAGAAUACCUUUCACGAUAUCGUCAAGUUCGUCGAAGACGGCGUUGUCAAACUCGCAAACGGGGUGAAAUUCAUCAUCUCGAAGGUUGGGGAUGCAUUCGAGUUCGUGCUCCAUAUAGGAGAUAAAAUCCUCCGACUUGUCUUGGAUACCUUGGUCACUAUUUACAAAGGGUUGAACUUCCUUCUAAAGCUCGUCGGAAUUGACCUAGAUAAGGUUCUCGCCUGGUUCGGACACUUGCUAGGAUGGGAUCACAUAUGGGCUACACAUAAAGUCAUUGCCGAGACCAGCAAAAGCUUUCUAGACUACGGCGUGGCUGAAGCCGCAACUCUCAUUGAGAGCACCAGAGCCGAGGUCAAGUCGAUCUUCGCAACCAUCGGAAAGGAUAUAAAGAAUUUAUCACUUCCCCCUGAGUUCAGUAGCCAGACGAUCUCGUCAAUGAAGCAAACAGCUACAGAGAAAGACGAUGGGAUGCAUAACAUUUCGGAGAUGACACCAGCCAUCAACAUGGCAACUUAUCAUUUACGCCAUGCCGCACCGUUGAAUAAGGAAGACGAGAUAACCAACGAACCGCAAGAUUUUGAUUCCAAUGAUCCUAUCGUCCAGCUUUUCGAAGAUGUCCUCAAGCCAGUUUGGGGAACCAUUGAAGAGAAGCUCAAGCAAACCGGGACAGACCUCGUGGCUCUUCUCACGAAUGGAACGAUCGCGGAUCUACAGCGAGUUUGCGUAGACUUCGCCGAUAUUAUCAUCUCGGGGCUUGCUGCGUUCAUCGACGGCGUGCUCAAACUAGUCGAGGACAUGAUAGUGGACCUGCAAUCGGAGAUGGAAAAGACGAUCAACGCGCCUAUUUUCAGCGCACUCUACGAAUUCGUCUGUGGAUUGAUGGGCGAGAAAGAGCCGAUGACGAUUUUGAAUCUCGCCUCUCUCAUCGCUGCGAUUCCAGCUACAACAGUAGCCAAGAUUGCGACCGGAAGCACGCCGGACCAGUGGUGCGAAGGCAUUAAACUCGACAAGGCCCCGGAAGCCUUAGCAGAUGUUUUCAAGAGCCUCAAUCCAGCCCUAGCAACAGCAAGUACAACAGAAAACACCUUCUCUGAUAAAGCAUUCGUCCCAGGAGGUACGGAUGGUACAACGUUGAACCAGCAAAGCUUCAGAUGCCCGAAAGCAUUACGGAUCAUCUCCUAUCUCCAGGGCGUGGUCUCUCCUGUAUGUGCAGUUGGCGCCAAUCUAUCAUGGCUGUUUUCCGUGGCCCCAGAAGGUGUGAGGCCUGUAAAAAUGACCAGUCUUUCGCUCUCGACGCUAUGUAAAAGACUCGCGAACAUGAAAAUCCUGUUCUCCAUGCCCGUUCCCAAGGACGAGCAAGAGUGGUGGGCAUACUGUUGUCGCUGGGUCGCUUGGAUUGUACCGGGCAUCUACAAUCUAGUUCUCGACAUAUUACCGAAGAAGGCGAACGAUCUUCUUGGAUUUGUUGUGAACUGCGUUUGCCUAAUUCUAUCGAUAGUGACCGACGCCGGCGAACGGGCUCACUGGAGCAAUUGGCUUACUGAUAUUGCCUCUAAUAGUGGUGGGUUGGUAUCGAGUGUGGGUAAAAUAUCCGAGCAGCACGUUGUCAUACUGGCAGGAAUGGGCAUUAGUACACUAAUCGGUGGUGGCGGAUCCUUCCUCAGAACCUCCAUCGCAAUUGGGAAUGAUGAUGUUUGGAGGGCUAAUAAUGUGGGUGGAUGCUAA